AUAUGAUAAGGUGUCCCACAUGCUGUGCCGAGUGAUCAAGUAUACCUCAGUCAUCUUUCCUACAUUCUCUUCUAGUCAUUCGCUUGGAAAGAUCUGAACUUGCGCUAUCCCUCACUAAACCUGAACUUACGAACACAUCUACAUGACAGGCAAGCAUGGCUCCCGCCAUUCAGGAAACGACUGAACAUGUCCUUACCGCGCCCGCCCACGCUCUCACCUGGUCCCAAGUCGCGGACGAACUCGGUGCCGAUACCGACGAUGGUCUGACCACCGAAGAAGCCAAACGCCGGCUUGGAAUACAUGGCAACAACGAGCUUGGAGAUGACGCGGGCGUCAAUCCGGUCAAGAUUCUGGUGCGACAAAUCGCCAAUGCAAUGACGUUGGUCCUGAUACUGGCCAUGGCCGUCUCUUUCGGCAUCGGAUCAUACAUCGAAGGCGGUGUGAUUGCUGGCGUGAUCGUUUUGAACGUAGUCAUUGGAUUCUUCCAAGAAUUCCAGGCUGCCAAAACGAUGAACUCUCUGAAGUCAUUGAGCUCCCCUACCGCAACAGCCGUCCGAGACGGUCAGAGUAUGAGCGUUCCCACGAAAGAGAUCGUCCCGGGCGACUUGGUCGAAAUGAAGACGGGAGACACGAUCCCUGCCGACGUUCGUCUAUUCGAAGCGAUCAACUUUGAAACCGACGAAGCACUACUCACCGGCGAAUCGUUACCCGUUACGAAGACCGCCGAUCAAGUCCUCGACUCCAACCUUGGUGCGGGAGACCGGACGAAUGUUGCCUUUAGCUCUUCCACAGUCACCAAAGGUCGGGCAAGCGGCAUUUGUUUCGCCACCGGCAUGAACACGGAGAUUGGAACCAUCGCUGCCAAUCUGCGCAAGAAAGACAGCAAGUUCCGCGCCGUGAAGAAGAACCCCGACGGCGCGACCGGACCGCAUCGAUACAUGCAAGCCGUCGUGCUCACCUUGUACGACGCCGUCGGCAACUUCCUCGGCGUCAACGUUGGCACUCCACUACAGAGGAAGCUUUCGCAACUCGCUGUACUCCUGUUUUUCAUCGCCGUGGUCUGCGCCAUCAUUGUGCUUGGCGCAAACAACUUCCAAGGUGAUCGGGAAGUGAUCGUUUACGCCGUCGCCACCGCUCUGUCAAUGAUUCCGGCAUCGCUGGUAGUCAUCCUGACUAUUACCAUGGCUGCCGGAACGCAGCGAAUGGCGGAGAAGCGAGUAAUUGUCCGCAAUCUCCGAUCCCUGGAGGCUCUUGGAUCGGUCACGGACAUUUGCAGCGACAAGACCGGAACUCUGACUCAAGGCAAAAUGCUGGCACAAUCGGCUUGGAUACCAUCCAAAGGUACAUACACUAUUGGAGAGACCGACGAGGCGUUCAACCCUACCAAAGGCGCGAUCUCUUAUCACCCGGAGGCACCCAAGGAUUUGGCUGGGAACGAAAGAGGACAACCAGCCACUUAUUCAGAAUUGGUACGCGACAACAAGGCUUUCCGAGACUACCUCAGCGUUGCAUCGUUGGCAAACCUCGCCCAUGUGCAUCAGAACGCCGAAGGAGAGUGGCUUGCUCGUGGCGAUCCCACCGAAGUCGCCAUUCAGGUGUUCGCUUGCAGGUUCCAAGGAUGGGACCGCCGCACAUCUGUCGAAGGGCGGACGGCCGGGAAAGCACCAGACUAUAAAAUGCUGAUGGAGUUCCCGUUUGACUCUAGCAUCAAGAAAAUGAGCGUGCUUUAUCGAGGUCUGCACGAUGAGAAAAAGUACGUCUUCACCAAAGGGGCCGUGGAACAGGUCCUUCGGUCCUGCACUUCCUGGGUAUCCGAGAGCAAUGCGGAGCCCAUCGCUCUCGAUGACGACUUUGCCAGUCAAGUCAUGAACAACGUGGAAGGCCUGACCAAGCUUGGGCUUAGAGUCCUCGCACUGGCUAGCAGACCGUACGAGGAAGAGUACCGGGAGGGCGAAGAAAUCGACCGCAACGCCAUCGAAAGCAACUUGGUCUUCCGGGGUCUGAUUGGACUGUACGAUCCGCCACGACCAGAAUCCGCCGCAUCCCUGCGACAGUGUCACGAAGCCGGCAUUGAAGUGCACAUGCUGACGGGCGACCAUCCCGGCACAGCUGCUGCCAUCGCUUCUCAGAUUGGGAUCCUCCCCGAGAAGCGGAAGCAUGUGAGCAAAGAUAAGGAGGAUGCCAUGGUCAUGACAGCUUCCCAAUUCGACGCCCUCACCGAUGACGAGGUUGAUGCUCUACCCAUCUUACCACUCGUGAUAGCACGAUGUACACCAACAACAAAGGUGCGAAUGAUCGAAGCCCUGCACCGCCGCGAUCGAUUCUGCGCCAUGACCGGAGACGGAGUCAACGAUAGCCCCAGCCUCAAGCGCGCCGACGUCGGCAUCGCAAUGGGCAUGACCGGGUCGGAUGUCGCCAAAGAUGCGUCAGACAUUAUCCUGACCGACGACAACUUUGCGAGUAUCCUCGCAGCCAUUGAAGAAGGCCGCCGGACAUUCGACAACAUCCAGAAGUUCGUACUGCAUUUGCUCGCGCAAAACGUGGCCCUGGCUCUCACUCUGCUCGUCGGAUUGGCGUUCAAGGACCGCGACAAUCUGUCCGUGUUCCCCAUCUCCCCCGUAGAGAUUCUAUGGGUGAUUAUGGUUACAUCCGCCAUCCCCGACAUGGGCCUUGGAUUCGAGGUGGCCGUGCCAGGCAUCCUCCGGCGCCCGCCGCAGAGCUUGAAGCAAGGCAUCUUCACGUGGGAGCUGCUUAUCGACAUGGUAGUGUAUGGGGUCUGGAUGGGCGCACUGUGUCUCGCAGCUUUUGUGCUUGUGUUGUAUGGCUUCAGCUAUGGCAUCGGAGACGCCCGCGGAUGUAACGACAGCAUUGAUGGAGGAUGUGUGGAAGAGUUCCGCGCUCGAGCCACUGCUUUUGCCUUUUUGACUUGGUCUUCCCUCGUCCUUGCGUGGGAAUGCUUGGAUCCGCGACGCAGCUUUUUCCGCAUGCAGCCUGGGUCGACCAAGUACUUGACGCAAUGGAUGCACGAUAUCUGGAGGAACAAGUUCCUGUUCUACUCGAUCAUGGCUGGCUUCGUUACAAUCUUCCCAAUCUUGUAUAUCCCGACACUGAACACGACGGUGUUCAAGCAUGACGGCAUUAGCUGGGAAUGGUCAAUUGUGCUCAUCGAGACGCUGCUGUUCUUCAUGGGCGUGGAGUUUUACAAAUGGGUUAAGCGAAGGACGCUGAGGAGUCGAGCGGAGAAGAAGAAACGGGAGAAUGCGUCUCAGACGCUCGCUUUCUCGAGCUACUCGACGCAGACGACACAGAGUAGCGAUGUGGAGAAGGCUUGAGUUGGUCGUCUGGCGGCCGGGGAAGCCUUCCGGCGGAUAUGUAACUAUGCAAGCGUGUGACGAAUCGAUCAUCGCAUUCAUAGAUAAGAGCAAUAAUGACCCAACAAGCUGUGCGGGGUUGCGGGAUUUCCCCAACUCUGAUGAUCAUCUGCAAUCUCCGCACCGCCGCUCGCACAAACG
Molecule: messenger RNA, 3512 nt
Organism: Neohortaea acidophila
Lineage: Eukaryota; Fungi; Ascomycota; Dothideomycetes; Mycosphaerellales; Teratosphaeriaceae
Product: Na(+)/Li(+)-exporting P-type ATPase
Exons: 2
Coding region: 156-3332 (1058 amino acids)
Biological process (GO): intracellular calcium ion homeostasis; calcium ion transmembrane transport
Cellular component (GO): plasma membrane
Molecular function (GO): ATP binding; ATP hydrolysis activity; P-type calcium transporter activity
Source: RefSeq, a predicted model, not a curated record